UAAUUUCUUGAAAGCAUCAUGCGUUGUGUGACGCGGUGUUAAGUUACGUGACCAACCGCAGAGAAUUUGAAUGCGUUCUUGAGAUUAGUAUAGGCAACGAAAUAUGGUCAGUUUAAAACACUAAAUAUUCCGAAAUAUGAAUAUUUUAUACUUAAAAUUGAUGAAACUGACUCAUAUCUUGUGUGUCCGUGUUGGUUUUUGGUGAUUUCCGCCAUUUAAUGGGCUUGCUUUGCCGUUAUUGUUUUUCCUGUUUUUACACUGCGUCACACAACGCGUGACGCUUCAAGAAAUAAUUUUCGUUUUUCCUCGAGACGUGAGCUUGGGACACCUGUGGGACUACAUGUAUUGGAAACGCAAAAUAAGUUUUUCUUCUUCGCUCGCCUAAAUUUAAAAUAACUUUACGUAAAUAAAAUAAAUGAAAAUAUGAGUUGCCCGUUUACUUACUUUUAAAUUAAUUUUUAUAAUUAUCAUUAGUCACAAAUUAAUAAAAUAUCUACUUCUUUAUAGGUGCCGACUUCUGACAUAGAAGCCCCGAAUUGUAUUUCACUAUUCGCGGCAGUGUUGGAUUAUUGGGUGAUUUUAAAACCUUAUACAUUUGUAUUAUUUGGAUCUGAAAAGUUACUUCAUUUAUUAUUCACUGGAAAAUCGGUUAACCGGCAGCACGGCGUCUUUAUAUGGGAUUUUCCUAUGACAACACUUAUGCUAAAGAUUUUUUCUUCUUUUGAAAUGAAAUUUUUAGAAGGUACUGUCUAAUGGGACAAGAAAUAUAGGGCAAUGGGAUAUACGGCAUAGAAUGAAAAAUAAAAACAACGCUGAUGUAGUCUCGUGUUCGCAGUUCACGCAAAUGUUUUGAAAUAACUUUUAUGUGGAAACGGUUGAAAGCAGUUGGCAAGAAGUUUGCUGUUUGCGGUAAACACAUUUCUUAACCGCAUAUAUUAAUGAAUAGACAGGUUUUACUUUGGAAAAAUUCAUUUAAGCCUAGUAUUUUUCUUAAAACAAAACGGUCCAACUGCCUUCCUUUCACGGUACCGUUCUUAAAAAUCAGUCGCCUAAUUGCCACCUGGAUUUUUUCUUAUUCAUUUAUUUCACUUUGUUACUAAGACUUAUUAUAAGCGAUGUUCUAUCUUAGGUUUCUCUUUUUCUCUUCUCAAGUCUUUCCUCUCUGUUCUAAGGAAAUUCAAUGGAACUGUCCAUAAUUCAUUGAAGAACGUAUUUUAAUUUGUCGCAUAAUUUUCACUGAAGGAGAUGACACCAUGGCCACUGCAUCGUCUCUAUUUAAAUCUGAGGAAAAGGCCAAUUAUUAUCGAUUGUACUGCCUUCUUUCGGAUGUAGGAUCACAGGUCCUGAGGAACACGUUUCAAAGAGUUCGUCCACCAGGAGCCCUUGAAUGGUUUUCAGCUGACCCUCAAAGACAUGCCAAGCUACUAUCAUUCCGACAGAAAGAGGUCAUUAGCCUGUCUGACUGGGAUAAACUUUACCCAGCUGUAAGUUCAUCAGUUACAUCCGAUGAAUUCAAAAUCGAACUUCUUGGAAUUCUUCUAGUAAGCAUUUGUAACCUUGACGCACCUGCAACCGGUUGGAAUAGAUUCCCUCCCAUGUCAGACUCGUCUGUUCAGGCUGACAUUACUCGCCUACGGUUCUAUCAUUACAAUGUGAUAGGCUCUUAUCCCAUACAGGCUUCAAUCAACGAUGCAUUGUUUAAUAUCUGUUGGAAGAAUGUCAAAAUGGUGUUAUUGCGCUUAGGAGGAGCAGUCUAUGAGGAUCCCAUCAAUCAUUACAGAAAUAAAACUUUGGAGGACGUUGAUGAGAGGGUUUACAGGGAGUUCCCUCGAGAACCGAGGAAAGGUUCUUUGUACAACAUGUACAAAACUUUACAAAAGUCGCUCACGUUAGGUGGUUCAGAAGCAGUAAAGGCAACAGCGAGAAAAAGGGACACGGUUCCAGCCGAAAUUUUUGCACGCGGCCCUUUUACUCCAUAUGCUUAUAGAGGGGCCCUUAUGGAAGGAAAGGCAAAGGUAAAAAGGUUGUCAAUAAUUCUGAUCGGACAAGAACGAGCGGGGAAGACCAGUUUGAAAAGGUCACUAAAGGGACAACCAUUCAAUGCGAAUCAAGAAAGUACCCAAGGAAUAGAGAUAGAUCGUUCCUAUUUUAAAUUGGUCAAAGAGACUUGGGGUUCAUAGAAACUGGACUUUCCAGGCACUUCAUUCGACCAUAUCAUAGCCCGAGCUGUCGCGAAUGACUUGACAGGUGAUAACGAGACAACCGGAGCUACAAGCGGGUUUCCCACUAGAGUUGAAGGAACACCUGAGGCACAUCACGAUCUGCGGAUAAGUCCUGAAAAUUGUGGAGCUACGUGCAACAGUAAGGAUGCAAAUAACUCUGAUUAAGUACAUAGGACGUCCUCAGUAACCGAUCCUGGCAUGCCCGAUGAGUUAGUGCCCUUGCUAACAAAGGUAAUUUGCAAAGAUACAAGGUCAAAUGACCAACAAGAAAUAGACUCCAUUCUGUUUGAUUUUGGCGGACAGCUGGUUUACUAUGUUACUCAUCCUCUUUUUCUAACCCCAAGAGCUAUCUAUCUCUUGACGUAUGAUCUCAGCCGGAAUCCUAAUGAUCGAGCUAGUCAAUGGAUGACAGAGGGAAGGUCAACGAAACGAGAGGAAAGUUUGUGUCUUGACACCAAUUGGGAUUACUUGGACUCUUGGUUGUCAUCUGUGGCAUCCCUUGCCAAUCAAAGUUGUCUUAAUGAGGCGAGUAGUCGUAAUUCAGAAAAUAUGCCAGAAAAGCUCCCUGCUGUUUUAUUAGUCUGUACUCAUGCUGAUCGACCCUAUUGUACAAAUACUGCCUCCUCACUUGCGGCUGGGAUCUUUGAAUCUCUUCAAGGGAAGCCGUACAGUGGUCACCUGUAUAAAGGCGUUUUUGCAGUGGAUAACACUAAGUCAGGUCGCUGGUUUUGGUGCCCAGAAGUAAAACGUUUAAGGAAAGCAAUUCUUGAUGUCGCUAAUGAGUUACCGCAUUCCGAAGAGGAUCUCCCUAUAAAGUGGCUAAAGUUUGAAAAGGAACUGAAAGCCAAGGUUGAGGAGGGGCACAGAUGGAUCACUUUUGAGUCUGCAAGGCAGACUGCAUUUGGAAGGUGCCACAUUUCUGAUGAAAAAGAGUUUCUAAAGUUAAUGAACUAUCUACACAACCAGCGGAUUGUUAUUCAUUUCGCUAACACGCUAAGCCUAAAUGAAUUGGUUGUGCUGGAUAUUCAGUGGCUAAUCGAUGUCUUCAAGAAGGUGAUUACUGUUGAGCCGCACGGUGUGGAAGGAAGUCAAUGUAGAGAACGUUGGCUCAAAUUUGCAAAAACUGGAAUUCUCGAUGAGGAACUGCUCGAGCACUUGUGGGGUGAUUUGAACAAGCAGAAGGAAACCAUUCAAAGCCUUACUAAAAUCAUGGAGAAGUUCAGUCUAAUGUGCACAUGGCCAUCGUUAAAUGGAAGGAAGCAAUACCUUGUACCGUCAAUGUUAAUAUCUCAUCCUUCCGAAGAAGUUAAAAGCCUUGUUGCAUCCUCGCGACUUCCGUCUUUGUAUAUCUCGUUUCAUUCCUGUCAAGUACCCACAAGCUUGUUUCCGCGAAUGGUUCUACAGUUUUACCAGUGGUGCUCAGAGGAAUGGCCAAAUCUUUACCAACCUCAACUUUAUCACAAUUUUGCUAGGUUCCUGAUCUUGCCCGAAGAAGGUUGUUCUAUAAUACUUCUCUCCCACUCUUCCUUCAUCGAAGUUGUCGCUCAUCAGGCAACAGGUAUUUGUGAUGCCUCAAACGGAUCGGGUGGAAACUCCGAUUUCCCCACCAGUGUGACUGAACACACUUCCGAUGUACUCGUUGCACGGGCCGUUAGACGACAAUUAGUGUUGAUGCUGGAAUGUAUGCGCAAGGAGUUCCCUUGGUUGAAGGACAUGAAAUGGAAGCUAAAAGUGCUCUGUUCAGUGUGUUGCCGUGGGAAUUCUGUUAUUUACUGUCGCGACCAUGGCGUCAAAGGUUGUAAGAAGGAGCAGUGCUUGCACUUCUGGUCAGAAGCCAAUUUUGCUACAGAUCAACAAUUUGUGGUUUGUGACAGGUCUGCCUGUGCUGCCGAUCUCAGACUGGACAUCAGGAAGUUUGCACCGUGGUUCAACUUUCUAGAAGUGCAGCAGGUGCAAGUUGACCGUGAUUGGUGUUCUUCAAAGAAACUUAGUUCGUCAAAAGAGAAAGAAGCAAAGGAACUUGUUCUCUCCAGUGGUGCUAUUGAUUUCCUUCACUCGACUUCUAAUGCUUCAAGUGUCGUCGUUCCAAUUCUGAACAAGCUGCAGUUAAGCCAAGAGGCAUUGACAAAUCCUUUACCUGAAACCACGAGAAUAGUCCGUUCUUUGGUUAGAGUAGCUAAGAGGGAAAAUCGCUAUGACGUAGUAAAGCAUUUAAAGGAAAUGACUCCAGCUGGAACCGCAGGUCCAAUUUUACCGGAAGAACUUGAUCUGCUGAACAUCUCUCCAUCGAAGUUGAAGGAACUAGCGAUCAACUUGUGUGGUAAAACCGUUAACUAUCCAUCGUAAUUAGGAUUGCAUUAUAUUCUGUGUUUGGAUGUUCUGUUUCAAUGUUAAAGGUACGACUUGAACCAGAGCUGUAAAGUUGUCUUCAGUGGCAGUUUUUACGUCCCUGACAGCCUCUUCCAUAAAAUGUUAUCAUGGAAAGUUAAACCGAAAAAAGGCCAAACUGAAAGGCUUUAAAAUCAUAUUACCCUGGUCUAUAGGUACUCUUGUAACUUCCCAUGAAACGUAUUACACUGUUAUUUCCAAAUGACAUUGAUCACUCGACCUCGUACCUGACAAGUGGUUACUACUACGCUUUAUUACUCGACUCGGGCAGUCAGAGGGCCAAUAACUAAAAUCAACCAAU
Molecule: messenger RNA, 4911 nt
Organism: Stylophora pistillata
Lineage: Eukaryota; Metazoa; Cnidaria; Anthozoa; Scleractinia; Pocilloporidae
Biological process (GO): signal transduction
Molecular function (GO): protein binding
Source: RefSeq, a predicted model, not a curated record